CAGGGGGGACUAAGGGAGGGGCUGAUGAGCCUGCCCCGCCCCCGACCACCUGGGAAAGGAAGUGGGAAAGGAGAACCAGCAACGGUCACUGCAUUUCCUUCACAUCUCACUCUUGGGACACAACAGGACGAGGACAGAGCAGCUGCAGCUGGAUGCGGGCAGACGGCCACAGAGGAGGAGCUUUUUCAGCCACAGUCUAGUAACAGAGGGGUUAGCAGUGGCCACCAUGGGUUCUGUGAAUUCCCGAGAUCACAAGGCAGAGGCCCAGGUGGUGAUGAUAGGCCUCGACUCAGCAGGCAAGACCACGCUCCUGUACAAACUGAAGGGCCACCAGAUGGUGGAGACCCUGCCCACUGUUGGUUUCAACGUGGAGCCUCUGGAAGCACCGGGGCACGUGUCUCUGACUCUCUGGGAUGUGGGGGGGCAGACCCAGCUCCGGGCCAGCUGGAAGGACCACCUGGAAGGCACGGAUGUCCUCGUGUAUGUGCUGGAUAGCACCGACGAAGCCCGCUUACCCGAGGCAGUGGCUGAGCUCAUGGAAGUCCUGGACGACCCACACAUGGCCAGCGUCCCUUUCUUGGUGCUGGCCAACAAGCAGGAGGCGCCAGAUGCCCUGCCGCUGCUGGAGAUCCGAGAGAGGCUGGGCCUGGAGAGGUUCCAGGACCGCAGCUGGGAGCUUCGGGCCUGCAGUGCCCUCACUGGCGCUGGGCUGCCAGAGGCCCUACAGAGCCUGAGGAGCCUCCUGAAAUCCCGCAGCCACUGCAUGUCUACGUGAGCACAGGUGGGGCAGGGAGUGGGGAGAGCAGGAAGACGCGAUCCGGGCACAGCAGCAUUAUCUUUGCUGAUACGACCUGAAAGAAUCAGCUGGGCUUUAAGAAUCUUAAGCUCAGUUUAUUAGAUGAGAAGUUCUUCUGUGCUUGGACAGGAUAUUUUCCUCUUGAAGCUUGUUGUCACUAGUGUUUAUGUUGAAAAUCAACUAUGGGGCACCUGGGUGGCUCAGUUGGUUGAGCGUCCAACUUCAUGAAGCUCAGGUCAUGAUCUCAUGGUUUGUGGGUUCAAGCCCCAUGUCAGGCUCCGUG
Leopardus geoffroyi (Geoffroy's cat) is the source of this 1079-nucleotide messenger RNA. It is a transcript of the gene ARL11, whose product is annotated as ADP ribosylation factor like GTPase 11. Gene Ontology annotation, biological process: vesicle-mediated transport; intracellular protein transport. The transcript is spliced from 2 exons. The coding region runs from base 227 to 775 and encodes 182 amino acids. Gene Ontology annotation, cellular component: cytoplasm. The record is from RefSeq and is a predicted model, not a curated record. Lineage: Eukaryota; Metazoa; Chordata; Mammalia; Carnivora; Felidae. Gene Ontology annotation, molecular function: GTP binding; GTPase activity.